GGACGACUCUUGCCACUCAGUACUCAACGUUCAACGUUCAACUUCCAGGCUCCCAUCACGAUACAACACUACUAUCCAUCUAAUGCGAAUCUUUAACUGCCAGUGACAUGUCUGAAUCCGGCAGCGGAGCAAUGGUUAUUUCCUCUAGCGCUCUAAAUCGCAGCCAAGGUGAAUCGACUCCAAACAGCCGAGGUCUCUGUGCGGGGAGCGGACAGCUCCCCAUCAGCGGCCUUCGUGUUGACGAUCUGACGGGUUGGGCUGCGGAAGACGUCUGCAAAGCACAGCAAUGCGAGGCAGAUAAUAUGCUCGAGUACAUAUUGAGCCGGGCUUCGAACUCGCCAGAUGACCCUAUCGACUUGGAGAACCAUGCCCUAUUAAACAGAUGCAUGGAGGCAGUCCUGCCCAUAUGUAAUGGGCAAAUCCCAGGUGAAGAUAUCGUGAAUUUCCCGCUCUUGGAUAUCAGGAAGGCUCUCGAAGAGUACACAACGUGUAAACCGGAGGAUGGCUUGUACCAGCCCUUCGUCCUAGCAUCUAACACUGCUCUUGCGCACCUGAAGAAGCUGGAUAUCAAUGGUAUGCGUCAAGGGGAAAGCCAGGCAGUACAGAUGUUCUUUCAGCGCAACGAUCCAAAUGUCAUCGUUCAAAAGCACCAAGGGUGUGAUUCGAAACGCAAACCAGAUAUCGUCGUUCUUCCAUUCGCGAACGUCUCCGAGUAUUUUUCAGGGAGUAGAUCCACCACAUGGGACGAGCAUGUAUCGGGGUUAAUCCAAAAUAAGAUACCCGUGAGAUCAUGGAGGGAUGUGUUCGGCGUCUUCGAGUUCAAGCGAUCCAGGUCGAAGAUGAAAUCUCCUCCCGAGCAAUAUUCCGUGUCAAAGUACGAAGCCUCCAAACCAAAGUUUUUGGAGAUUGCCAAAGAUAGAAAUGAACCGGAAGGAAGAGAGCCGCGAGAGGCUCCUGCUACCAAGCAAGUGACACCCGCAGAAUCGCUUCCGGUACGCAGAUCAGCCCGCCCGACCACUCAGGAAAGCACUCAAAUGGCAUCCAGGAAACGCACGUUGGUGGCCGAUUCUGAGCCUCGCUCGAGCAAGCGACUUAGGACGGAGGAGUCGCCUGGGGCACACAUAACAAUUCAGUCAGCGCUGUAUGCUGCUGAGAUGCAGUCCGCCAAUAUUGCGAUGAAUCAUGCCCUCAAUUUUAUUGUUGUAGGCGACAACAUUUGGAUUUGGUAUUACGACCACCAAGGCCUCAUCAGCGUGGCAGGGUUCAAUUUUGUUCAAGAUCUCUCUCGCUUUCUGGUGUUGUUAUACGCUCUCCAGCGAUUCAAUUUGGAGGACUGGGGUCGAAACACAGCCUUUAAACCGCAUCUCAAAGGGGACCACGUCGAGUCUUACACCGUCGAGGUCGAAGGAAAGACACUGAAACUGGUCGACCAGUGGGAUCCCCGGUAUGGGCUGGCAGGACGUGGGACUGGUGUUAUGGACGUCACCUGCGAAGCACUAAAGCAGGAGAAUCCGGCGGAAACGGUCGACGGCAUGGUGGCGAAAAUUUACUGGGCGGAGGAGAAACGAAUCGCAGAGAAAGACAUUUUGGAUCGCGUCACGGAAGCUGGGACCAGAGACAAGGAUGUCCGAGGGCACGUGCCGAUUUUGCUCUUGUCGAAGAGGUUUCUGGAUUCCACAUCUGCAAUUAGGAAGGCUCUUGACCUCGAGCACCCUGAGAAAGGCAGCCGGAGUCUCGUCCUGCUCGUAUUCAAGAAGCUUUGGCCAAUCACAGAUCUCGAAGACAAUGAACUGGUUGACGCAUGGCGGCAGUGCAUUUUGUGUCACUAUGCCCUCUGGAGGGAGGGGAUCUAUCAUCGUGACGUGAGCCACUUAAACCUGAUGUACUAUAGGGUGGGCGGCAAGGUGAUGGGCGUCUUAAACGAUUACGACCUUUCGUCUUUGGCAUUUUCUCCCAACCCAUUGGGUAACGAGCGGACUGGAACAAUACCAUUCAUGGCGAUCGAUCUCCUCAUGGAAGAUGGCCAGAAUGGCAAAGUGAAGCACCGAUACCGCCAUGAUGUGGAAUCGUUGAUCUACGUAUUCAUCUGGAUUUCCCUGCAGUACAAGGACGGCAAGCCGCUGAACUCAGGACCCCUGGAUUCAUGGGCCAAAGUCAAUGCCCGUGGAUGCGCUAAGGAGAAGAGGGAUUUCCUGGCUGCCCCUCGAGUGCCUCACAACAUCAACUCCAUUCUUGUGUUGACACUGGCGAUCUUUCUUCGGAAGAGACUCAGCACUCGUGAUGGUUUCAAGGCAGAAAAAGACCUUGCCCAGUUGAAGCUGGAACAGGCAAAAUCACCCGAAUUAAAGGAUGCUGCAGAGCAGGAAAUCAGCAAACUCGACCAUGAACUUGAGGAGGAAUCAGACGAGAAGGUGUAUGAAGAAUUUUUAUCGAAGAUUCCACCAGUAAAUUGAUAAAUGCCAGGCUUCCCACAGUAACGUAGAAUUUGGCUGUAUCACUAUUGUUACCCUUAUAAAUGUAUGCUGCAUGUGCAAGACCUC
Messenger RNA from Pisolithus orientalis, 2540 nucleotides. RefSeq lists its product as uncharacterized. The coding region runs from base 108 to 2453 and encodes 781 amino acids. The record is from RefSeq and is a predicted model, not a curated record. The transcript has 6 exons. NCBI's taxonomy places the organism in Eukaryota, Fungi, Basidiomycota, Agaricomycetes, Boletales, Pisolithaceae.